This is a messenger RNA of Anolis sagrei ordinatus, 6571 nucleotides long. RefSeq names its product junctophilin 2 (gene JPH2). NCBI's taxonomy places the organism in Eukaryota, Metazoa, Chordata, Lepidosauria, Squamata, Anolidae. The record is from RefSeq and is a predicted model, not a curated record. Gene Ontology annotation, cellular component: plasma membrane; junctional membrane complex; sarcoplasmic reticulum.
GGGGUGGGCGCCUCUCCGCCGCCCAUAAAAGGGUUUGGGAAAGGGGCCGGCCUUGGGGGGUUUAUUUUAGGAGCAGCAGCAGGAGCAGCAGCUCCAGGGAUCGGAUGGCCUUGUUAGGGCAGCGUUGACCUUUUUCUUGCUGCCGGAGCAAGAGGAGGAGGAGGAGGGAAGAAGCAGGGAGCAGCCGGGGGCACCCAGACCCCCUGGGACCCUGGAAAGGGAGGCUGCUGGCCUCGUCUGCACCACGAAGCCUGUCUGGGGCGCAUCUGAAGCGCGUUGGCUGGGCGGGUGGGUAGCAAGGGAGGGCAGGGGCUGGGUGGGAAGCAGAGAGAGAGGGAGAGAGAUCAGGGAGUCCUUUCUGGGGCUAGUUUGGCCCAGGAGCCGCUCCAAGAGGGUAUUUGGGGCAGGCAGGGAAGGAGGGAGAGAGAGAGGGCCAUGUAGGUUGCUUGAGGUCACAGCCUUCCUGCCCUGAAGAACUUCAGCUCUCCUUGCAAGGAAGGGUAGGUGAGCGCCUGGCAAGUGAGAGAAGAACAUGCCCUUGCACUGCCAGUCCCAUCUCAAUCUCCCUGGCCCACUUUAAAAGUUUUCCUUCCUUGUUUCCUAAGCUUGGGUAGCUCCAAGCAAGGCUGCCUGUAAGUGUGGAAUAUCUAGUUUCUCAGAGUGCUUCUUUGUCCUUGGGGUCAAUCUCCCCUCCUCAUUGCAGCCUCUUUCCUUGGAGAAGAAAGCACUUGACCCAAAGCCAAGGUUGGCUAUGCAGCUGGGCAUUCUGCAUGCCAUCCUUCCACUAAUGGAGAGCCACUUUAGCUAAGUAGGACACAAGGGGUGAAGAGCAGAGGGAGGAAAAGAGAAGGAAAAAGAGAAAAGGGAAAGAAGAUAGUGGAAGUUGCUGGCCGGUCUGCUUUGGCUGGCACCAUGAGUGGCGGAAGAUUUGAUUUUGAUGAUGGAGGGGCGUAUUGUGGGGGCUGGGAAGGGGGCAAAGCCCACGGACAUGGCAUCUGCACUGGGCCCAAAGGUCAAGGUGAAUACUCCGGCUCUUGGAACUAUGGCUUUGAAGUGGUGGGCGUCUACACCUGGCCCAGCGGCAACACCUACGAAGGCUACUGGUCUCAAGGCAAGAGGCAUGGCUUAGGGAUCGAGACCAAAGGACGGUGGCUUUACAAAGGUGAAUGGACACAUGGCUUCAAGGGAAGGUAUGGGAUAAGGCAGAACAUCAGCAGUGGAGCAAAGUAUGAAGGCACCUGGAACAAUGGACUACAGGACGGUUAUGGUACAGAAACCUACGCGGAUGGAGGUACUUACCAAGGUCAGUUCACCAAUGGCAUGCGGCAUGGUUAUGGCGUCCGCCAGAGUGUCCCGUAUGGCAUUGCGGCUGUUGUCCGCAACCCUCUAAGGACCUCCCUCACCUCUCUCCGUAGUGAGCACAGCAAUGGCACCCUGCUGCAACAUGACUCCCCAACUGCCAACCUGGAAAAUCUUCCCAUGACACCGACUAUCACACGGGGAGGUUUUGCACUCAGCUUGUACGCGGAUGUGGAUGCUGCCAAGCUGAAGAAGGGAGGUCUCUUCCGUCGGAGCUCCUUGUUUGGGAAGCUGAAGAAAGCUGACUCCAAGACUUCCUUGACCAGCCAGAGGAGUCGACUCAGCUUCCUCAAGAGUGAGAGUGGCAUGAGCUCCGCUGGUAGUGAUGCUACUUCCACUGCCAGCCUGGGAGAAGGAGCAGAGGGAGAGGACUUUGCACCAUUUGAUGCCGAUAUUGAUGCCACCACUACAGAGUCCUACAUGGGCGAGUGGAAGAAUGACAAGCGCUCGGGGUUUGGUGUUAGCGAGCGGUCGAGUGGGCUGAAGUACGAGGGCGAAUGGCUAGAUAACGUACGGCAUGGAUACGGUUGCACCACGUUGCCUGAUGGUAAGAAGGAAGAAGGGAAAUACCGAAUGAAUGUCCUGAUCAAAGGCAUGAAGAAGCGGGUGAUACCUCUGAAAAGUGCCAAGAUAAGGCAGAAAGUGGACCGGAGUGUGGAAGGGGCUCAGAGGGCAGCGGCCAUUGCCAGACAGAAAUCUGAGAUUGCAGCUUCUAGGACUGCCCACGCCAAAGCCAAGUCGGAGGGUGCCGAACAAGCAGCAUUGGCAGCUAAUAGCGAAUCCACUUUAGCCAGGUCGAUGGCCAGGGAACUAUCUCCAGACUUCUACCAACCAGGUCCUGAAUACUUGAAGAGGAGGCUGUUCCAGGAACUCAUGGAGAAUGAAGAGAAUUUGGAAGAAGAGGCCCCGCCUAUGGAAGAACCACAUCCACCGGCAUCUCCACAAGGUCCUCAGGUUGAUAAGCAAGAUUCCACCAAAUCCAAGGAGAGUACAGCUCGAACUCCUUCACCACCUGCAACACCACCUCAGGCUAAGCGUGUUAAACAAGGUUCCCAGAAAGAGAGUUUUGUUAGUCCUGGGAGCUGGAAUGGAGAUCACGGUAAGGAAGGAAGUCACAAAGGAAGUAGGCCCAACACUCCUUCUAAUGCUCUGUCAGCACCAGUGGAGAAGUCAGCAAGUGACCUCAGGCUUGCUUCCCAAAGUCCCAGCCGACAUGGCCACACAAAGUCUCCUGCUGAGCAAAUGGAGAUCAAACCUCUUCAGAGGAUACAUCAAGGAGGUGAGGUUGAAUUAAUUAAGGGUUAUCACAGUUACGCUGUGAGAACCUCCCCCGUUACUCCCCCAAUAGACUAUGAGGAAGAAUCAUUCCCUGACUCCAAAUUGCCAGUCGAGCCAGUUUCCCCAGAGCCAAAGGCUGAUGUGAAGGCCAUUGAACAGAAAAUGGAGCCACAAAAGAGGGAAGAUACCCCUGUCUCUCAUCAUGAACCAGCUCACGAAGAGAAAAAAGCACACAAAGUAGAACCCAAGCAUGAACCCAGGCAGCUUCCUCCACCUGAGCACAAAGUAGAAGAGAAAGCGGACGCUGCAACUGAAGGAAAACAUGAGCAAAAAACUGAAACUAAAGUGGUGGCUAAAGUUGAGCCUAAAGCUGUGAUGAAAAAAGUUCCUCCACCAGAACCAGCAGCAAAAGAGGUGGAAGAACAUGAAGAGGGACCUAACACCAUCAUUAUCUUCAUGGUUAUCUUAUUGAACGUUGGCCUGUCCAUCUUGUUUGUGCAUUUUUUGACAUGAUGAGAUGCUAAGAGAAGAAGUUUAUGCUGAUAGACCUUACCAGGGAGAUAAUAACAUCUAAUGAAAACCAUCAGAAAAGGACUUGACUUCGAAGAACCCAGUGGUUUCCCCAGUCAUGGGUGAUCUCGUCUGUCUACAUGAGAAAGUCUGGAGUUUUGCAGCACCUCCUCUUUCCCCCAGUUUUUGUGAACAGGAAUUGCCUUAAAGUUUCAUAACUUUGGAGAAUAAAGUACUGCUGUUUGAAGAAACAAGAACCCACCGAUAAUUGUACAAACUCUAAUGAAUGCCCCAGGCUUUUAUGGGAGACUCAUUUUUAUCGAAAUUGUGAAAGAACACUACAAUUCUAAAUCUUAACAACCAUCAAGAAUAAUGGUUAUAGCUGUGGGUUUAACUUCCUCAUCUAAGCCAAGGUUAUGAUGAAUCAAAUGUUAGGAACAGUCAGGAUGUUUCACCUGCAGUUAGAUUAUUGUAGUUAGAAGUUCAAGCUCUAAAGCAGGCAGCACUUCAUAUCCCAUUCUAGAAUGUAAGUAAAUCUACAGAAGGGCAGGGGGAAAGAUGACCCCCCCAUAUCCUUCUAUCAUGGAUUGUAUUGUUAGGGUUCUUAAAUGUGGUCUGAUAAGUAUUCCCCAGAGGUGGAUCUUUUGCAAUACUGUCCAGGAGAGUAAAUAUAUCUUUUCCAAGGACUUUCCCCCUAAGUGGUUGUAUUGGGGCCUGCAUAUGUAUCAGGCAAUGAAGUUUGUACUUGUUUCAUAGCUAAGCAGUGUUUUGGAGACAGUGCCUUGUUGCAGAUAUCUGCAGACAUUACAACCCCAAAGCCAGACUCACAGUAAGAUCCACUUCAUGCCUUAUGCUUUUUUUCCUGAGCAUUGUGAAGCACAGAGGAUUUGUUGUGAGCGCAGAACCUUAGAAAUCUAAUACAUCAGCCCUGAAUGUGUUUGGAUAUCUUUCUCAUUUCCUUUUUGAACAAGCUAUGGACUUCUGAGACAAUGUCAAAAAGUUUUUUAAGUGCCUUAUUUAAAAGCAACUGUGAAGUUUAAUGUAUACUAACACUCCCCAUUAGUUGCUAGUUAAAAAUGAAAAGCUGAAAGGUAGAAAAUUAGUUGGUUUAAACACCAGACUCCAGAUGUAAAUGCCAAAAGACUUCCAAAAGUGGUGCCCCAGAUACAAAGUAGGUAAACUCAAGAGUAGUGUUUUUGGAUCAGAUUAUCUACAACACAAGAAUUAUUGAAUAAAUUUUAGAAAACAGGAGGGAUGCUAUUUUGUGCCUUUCUACUACCUUUUUAUUUGAAAACAAUUAUAAUCAAUUUGUGUUGUAAAGUGGAGAGGGAGGACUAUGUGACUUUUGCCCAGAAACCCUGUGUUGGAAUAGUCCUCUAGGAAAAAAAAUGUACUAUUUGCAGAAUACCUACAACACAUGGGGUGAUAGCAAUGGUUUGGGGGGUUAUUUUUAUAUUUCUCCUGUUCUGGGUAUAUGUGUAACACCCUGACUGUUACUUGCUUAUGAAACUCAUUUGUCUUCUUGGUUCUCUGCCUGCCAGGUACACAAUGCAAUUGCUUUAUUAACUGUGUAUGUAAUUUGCUUUUCUUUGAGAGACCUAAGUGGCCUUUAUUUAACUUGAAGCACAUUCUGGAAUGCGAUCAGAAAGUCCAUCUCCCACCCCCAAUCUUCAUUCAUACAAAUUGGAUGUGCCCUCCUUGUUGUGCUUUGCUUCUUGCAAUGUGAUGGGAAAAGUAGUAGAUGUGCUUCAUAUGCUAUCUAUAAAUACAUAGACCAGCAUGUAGAGGGCUCAAAAGUGUGCCCAAAGACUUACAUGUAGCCAGAGCAAUUUUUUUUGUGAGGAAAUAUAUUUUCAAACCUGUCAGAAGACAAACUGUUUUUGAAAUGUGCCACUUUCAAAUGCAGCUUGUUAUUUAAGUAUGUGGACAGUAACUGUGAUUCAAACAAAUCAAAACCCUCAUUUAGCAUGAACAGUUUGGACAAUUCUUUGGAUCUUAACUGUAUGUAUUGUAUGUAUAUAUAUAAUAUAUAUAUUUAUGUAUGUCACUCUGUCUUCAAAAAAGGGAGAGAGAAAGAGAGCAACUCUUAAGGCUUGUGCAUGCAUUUGGUCACUAUGGCAUGCCGUAACUCCCAUGUUUACAUAUAGGUAGCCCACAAGCCUACCUCCAGGAAGUAACUAAAAGGGUUUUAGUUAAGCAGGAGCAGAUCAUAUCGUAUGUGCAGCUCCCAAGCAUUUUUGUAUUCCCUGCCCUUUAUUUUUAGAAACCUAAGAACCUCAGACUUCCUUGCUUUUUUUUUGAAAAAAGUAAUGAUUUAACCCUCAUUCUUUCAAAGAUGAGUUUGAAUAUGGCAACAAAAUGCACAAACAAAAUGCCUCACAUCCAGAGUUCCAUAUAAGCUCCUGUACACUCAAGAAACUUCUGUGUGAGAGAGUUUUUCCAUUCACUUCAGUUGAAGGGACACCUCUAUACAUGCCUUUGUGAUCUGUCCCCUCCUUCAAUGUAAAUGGAAGCGGUCUUGCAGGUGGAGGAGCUUCAUAUGUGCUUGGUUGCAUGUGAUGAGCAUCCUUUAUACAGAAUUUCAAAAUAUAGUUAGUCAUGCACAUUCACAAGACCACGGUGAUAGUAAAUAAAAUAAAAUAAGGAAAUUGCUAUAUAUUUUUUUACAUGAGAGAGCAUCUCUCUAGGAAUUUAUAGAUCUCUUUGCCCCAAUGGUAUGGUGGUCAGCUUUCUCUGGAAGGUGACCACAGAGUUGCCCUGGAGGACCUAGAGUUUUCCAGAGAGAACAUUUUAAAUCAAAUCCAUGAAUAAUCAAACCCACAAAAGUCAAACAUGAAGGGACAACUAUUCUCCAAAAUCCAUAGUUCUCUACACAAGAAGCUAAGGCACCUUUGCUUUCAGAUGGUUCAAUACACAAAGUUAUUACAAAUAUUGUUUAAAAUUACCUUCCAACUACAAUAUAUGUAUAAAGUAAAAUGUAAGUGGAUUCCAUACUUAGAUUUAGGUCCAAUCUCAAUGAUAUCCCAUUAUGUAUGUAUAUGCAAAUACAGGUUGUCCAAAAUCUGUAAUCAAAAUAAAUGUUGGCCCCAAGCAUUUUGGAUAAGAGAUGCUCAGCCUUCGCCUGUGUUCCCAGGAAGCCAGUGAGUCAGGUGCAAAUGUGUGCACAAGCCUUGUGGGAUUUUGGUUCCUAAGUUGAGCAGGGACAGGUUUACCUCAACUUUGCAUGCCUUCAAAAUAGUAUUUUGUUGUUAAUUUUUAUCCAGGUCUUACAAAAUUACAAAUGCAUCACCACCAGCAACACACUUUAAUGGCAAGUUUUAAAAAAUAAAAUGUGUAUGACAUUUUACGUAAUAUUCUCCAGGAAUGUCCACCAGUUUUUCUGCUGGAUUAUGUGCAAUAAUAAAAGCUUAUUUUACCCACCUUA